Messenger RNA from Exophiala viscosa, 3495 nucleotides. RefSeq names its product DNA replication regulator SLD3-domain-containing protein. Lineage: Eukaryota; Fungi; Ascomycota; Eurotiomycetes; Chaetothyriales; Herpotrichiellaceae. Gene Ontology annotation, cellular component: membrane; DNA replication preinitiation complex. Gene Ontology annotation, biological process: DNA replication initiation; vesicle-mediated transport; intracellular protein transport. The coding region runs from base 1 to 3495 and encodes 1164 amino acids. Gene Ontology annotation, molecular function: SNAP receptor activity. The record is from RefSeq and is a predicted model, not a curated record. The transcript is spliced from 3 exons.
AUGUCGUUCGAUCGGCUAUCUUCCCUCGAGUCGCAACCGACCACCAUGCGCCGGCAAGAUGAUGCUCAGUAUAGGGAUGACCCAGAAUUUCAGAGGAUUACAGAAUCGCUAUCUACCCGACUGUUCGAACUGACGUCAAACAUCUCUCGACUUUCCAAUCAGAUUUCCAAGCGUGACACGGAGCGAGGGCGUGAGAGAAUACAUGAUCUUUUGGAGGAGACAAGAGAGGGAUUUAAAGAGGUUGGAGAAGGAGUGAAGAGAGCGCAGACAUGGCCGGAUCUUAACCCCGCGCAAAGGUACGCAAACCAAAAACUAUCACGAGAGUUCGCUUCGGCCCUCUCCGAGUUCCAAGUGGUUCAAAGAAGGGCCAUAGAGAAAGAAAGAGCUUCGAAAGCCAGUCUCGAAGAGGCUGCCUCAGGGCAGUCUCCAUCCGGAGAGGGACAACAACAACUCCAAACACUUGAAGAGCCCCGACUGGCCCAACAAGAAGAGGUCGAUUUCCAGGAAAAUCUUAUCAUCGAGCGAGAAGGAGAGAUUCGGCAGAUCGAACAGUCAGUGGGCGAACUAAACGAACUCUUCCGGGACGUUGCCCACCUUGUUCGAGACCAAGGCGAUCUAAUCGACGCAAUCGAUGUCAAUGUCGAGAAUACUCUGACCGACACCCGAGGAGCGGAUAUAGAGCUGAGAAGCGCCAGCCGGUACCAGAAAGCUGCACGAAGCAAGGCUUGCUGCCUGUUAUUGAUUUUGGCCAUCGCAAGCUAUCGUGUAUCAUUCUAUUCACAAUUAUGGCAGUAUGAUAUGCAUUCUUCACAACGGUCAGAAAGACCAGCACUGCUCCCGACAACCGAUAGCAGACUCAAUGUGAAUCCUCCAUUACCGUCCAACAGCAAAAAGAGGAAGAGUGAAGAUGUACAGGCCGAGGAUACAUUCUCAGGUGUAUUCGAUGCAAAUUUCCAUACGGCAGACUCCUCCUCAAUAGCAUUCGCCCCAAUAACGCUCGUGGCAAGAGCAUGCUUGCCCUUAGCCUGGGUCGAUACAUCGCAGAUACUACCCGGUCCGGUCUUUGAGGCAACAAUUCCAUCGGUGAAAGAAUGGGAACAACGAAUACUUGUGGUGCGAAAGGCACCAAACGGUGGUCUAUUUGCAGUCGAAAGAGUCGGGCUUGACAACUACGUUGCCUGUGCUUUGCACAAUUGGGUCACAGAGGAACGGUGCAAAGACGCGGCAAUUGGAAAGGUGGCCCAGACCACGCUUGAAGAGCUGCUGAAGAAAGACGACAGACCAUCGAACACCCACAGAAGAAGUGUGUCUGGAUCGAGCCUUGUGGCUGUGCCGAUUUCGAAAAGUCCAAAGAGACCUACUAAUCGACGAGGAGCCCUUGCAAGGAUGUCGAUCCUGACGCCGAAAGACUCCAGUGACCAGAAUUUACUACGACUCCCACCGAAUGCUAUCGACCAAAUGUCAUCUACGAUUCCUGUAGCCAUAGUGGCUGGGCCCUUGCCGGUAACUCCGGCCGCACAGGUUGAGACCGAGAAUCCAUUUGACAGGACAAGUUCCGCUGGUGAAGUUGUUCUAGCAGUCCCAACCCCGACGGUAUCUGAGCCCGUUUCUACGAGCAAUCCUUGUGCAUCAGAGCGCCUUCGAAGUCAGUAUCUCGAACAUCUUUACACUUCCAGAACAUCUCUUGCAUUCUAUGCAAAAGGUCCAUUGAGCCGUGCUCGAGCACACGUAAGAACAGCAGAACGACCCUCAGAGGCUAUCUCGGAGCUGUUGGAGUUUUAUGAACAGAGUAUCCUGCCGCCGAAGAAGAUCGACGUGAAGUACAAAGACUCAUUGCCUAAGGUCAUCAGUGAAUUGCCAUUGGAAACUGGAGACAUCCGCCAGAAGAAUUCGCGGAAAAGAAAACAAAAACUGGGCAAAGAUUGCUUGUGGCCAGAGGAGAAGGACUAUGUCCUGACCUGGUGGCGUUCAAGAGACCUGAAGCCUGGCAUGUCCUUGAGUGAUAGCCAGGAGGAGUUGCGCAAGGCAAUAUCGGACAUACGCAUGCGUGAGACAAAGAUGCAACUGUUGAUGAUCUUGGAAGUGAUGUUACUGGAACUAGCGGCUUCGAAAAUGCCGCAAAGGCCAAUACCAGUAGAUCCAGAUGUCAAAGUCGAAUCCUUGGAGGAUGACAUUACUGGCAUCCUUGCUAAGACACCGCAGUCGUCGAAGAAAAAGCAGCGCAACUACUCGAGCGAACUCGACACCAUCAUCGACCGCUUGUGUAUCUGGCACACUGUGAGCUUGGACGAUACUACGCCUGGCGAGAAGUCGCAGGACAAGAGCGACACCAGACCGAACGACUCCCUGCGAGAUUUUUGCAAAGACGUACUCCUUCCAUUCUAUUCGUCCAAACUGCCUGAGCAAGUCAGAUCCAUCUCACGCAAACUCGGCGGUCCCGAGACGUCGCCGAAGAGACUUCAGCCACCCUCAAAAUCCGCGAGUUUUAGCAAUGCCUCCUCUUCCACAGCAUUGGUCAAACCUAGACCGGGCCAACCACUCACCAAAAGGACGCUCGAACGCGUUUUAAGCGAAGAUCAAAUAGGCCGACAUGCCUCACCACCCGUCUUGUCACGCUCAUCGACUGUGCCAGUGAAAGCAAUUGUCCCAACGCUGAAACGUGAGCCCUCGGAGCGGCCGAACUCGCGUGGAGCUAUGCUCUCCAAAUCGGUAAGCUUCAGCAAUCGUGAGAUCGAUCUGGACGCCGACUCAAGAUCGUAUGAGGCAAAGCGACGCAAGCUUGACAAAUUAGCGGAACAGAAACGCGAACUUGAAGCUGCAAUCGAUGCACUUAAGCGUCCAAGUCGAAACACGGUUGCCGCCACGUUCAUGGAUGAAGUCGAGAACCGGCGACAGGAACGGACGGUACAGAUUUCGGCGACUCCACGUGCAAGGCGUAUUGCAGAUAAGGCCAGCCUUAUUGGACCUGAGUUGCCUCCGAUGCCACCAUUGAUCCGUCCAGAGCCUGUCGCCAUGAUUCCCUCAUCCACCCGGAAGUCGUCAUCUCGACCUGGCAUACCUAGCUCGAGCAGCAUUACACGCGCAUCAGCUACGAAGAGAGCCGUGUUGUCCGCAAUCCACGAAACACCAUCGCGAGGAUUCGAAAACAAGACUUCAGAUCCACUGGCAAUUUUUAGACUUCAUGACUACCAGCAUGACGAGCAUAGCGUGAUCCGCUCCAAGCGGCCAGUGCUGUUCACGCCGGUCAAGAAGUCUCAAGUGACUGUUGAAGAUGCAUUUCGUGACGCGCCCGAAAUACCGGAGCGCGCUGGGAAAAUUAUGGAUCGUGUCAUGGGAGGAAGAGGUCGAGGUCUAGGUUCCGGAUUUGAGGAUCCCGGGGACGCUUUCAGUGCCUCUGCCGCUGUGCCAAAAGCUGGGCAGGCAGAUGUCUUGCUUGGUGACGCCAACGACGGUAACAUAUAUGACAGGCUUGGAUGGAAUGAUUUCGACUUUUGA